GUUAAAAUAGUGAAAAAAAAGGUAGAGGAAGGGUGGCGGAGCUAAAUUCAGUGUUUGAACAGUUGAAUUGAAUUGUGAAAUUAUGAAUUGUGAAUUGUGAAUUUGGGGACGACGACGACUCCAACAAACAAUUCAAUUCAAUCGCAUCCUCUCUGGGUUUUCUUCUCCCUUCCAAUUUAGGGUUUCCUUUUCCGAUUUCGGGGAGGAACCAAUUUGAGUCGCCUAUGGAGUUGAUGUUCAUGGGCUCCCGAUUCCACUUCCACUCCGCUUUCGACGCCGCUUCCGAGGCCUUUUCUGAACGCCUUCACGCCCUCAUUCUCAUUGUUCUUCUCUGACUCACUGGGUUCUCCAUUAUUGUUCCCCCCCUCUUCCCUUCUUCUUCUCUCCAAUCUGCCUGUGUUGCUGCGAUGGAUUUGAUGUCUGGGAAUUCUGAGCCUGAAGAUCGUGAGGUUGCGGAGAAAGAUCCGACGGGACGGUACAUACGGUACGAUGAAAUUUUGGGUAAAGGAGCAUUCAAGACAGUAUACAAAGCAUUCGACGAAGUCGGUGGAAUAGAAGUUGCAUGGAGCCAAGUGGACAUUGAAGAUGUUUUGCAGUCACCGGAACAACUCCAACGAUUAUAUUCUGAGGUUCAUCUCCUAAAGUCACUGAAACAUGAAAAUAUCAUCAAGUUCCAUAGCUACUGGGUUGAUGAUGAGAACAAGACUAUCAACAUGAUAACAGAAUUGUUCACUUCUGGGAGUUUGAGGCAAUAUCGAAAGAAGCACCGUAAAGUUGACAUGAAGGCCUUCAAGAACUGGGCAAGGCAGAUACUGCGGGGUUUAACCUAUUUGCAUGGUCACAAUCCUCCAAUUAUUCACAGGGAUUUGAAAUGCGAUAAUAUAUUUGUUAACGGAAAUACUGGAGAAGUUAAAAUUGGAGAUCUCGGAUUGGCAAUUGUCAUGCAGCAGUCUACUGCUCGAAGUGUUAUUGGCACUCCAGAGUUCAUGGCCCCAGAGCUUUAUGAUGAGGACUAUAAUGAACUUGUCGACAUAUAUUCUUUUGGCAUGUGCAUGUUGGAAAUAGUUACGUGUGAAUACCCAUAUAAUGAAUGUAAAAAUGCUGCUCAAAUAUUCAAGAAGGUUACUUCUGGUACAAAGCCUGCUUCCCUUGAAAAAGUGUUGGAUCCUCAAGUUAAGCAGUUCAUAGAGAAGUGUCUGGUUCCAGCAUCCAUGAGACUACCUGCAAGUGAACUCUUGAAAGAUCCAUUCCUUGUGAUUGAAAAUACUAAGGAGCAUAGUUCCGAACCUUCAAGGUUAUUGAAUGCGCAGUUCAUAUCGGUAAAUCCUCCACUGCUUGGUUCCAAUCCAGUGGACAUAGCUCAUAGCUGCAUGAAACUCUCAGGCUCAGAGAGCUCAUCUGCCAAAAGCAGUAAUGAAAUUUCUCACUUUUCAACUCCGGAGCUCUCUGCCAAAAGCAGUAAUGAAAUUUCUCACUUUUCAACUCUGGAGCUCACUGCCAAAAGCAUUAAUGAAGUUUCCCACUUUUCAAGUUUGGAACUUCAGAGAUUCACUGAGAAUAAUGAAUUGAUGUUGAAAGGGGAAAUGACGGAUCAUAAUACAAUUUCAUUCCAUUUGCGCAUUGCUGAACAAUGUGGUAAAUCGAAGAAUAUCCAUUUUGCCUUUUACCUUGAUUCUGAUACUGCCUUGGCAAUUGCUUUGGAGAUGGUUGAACAACUUGAACUGUCAAAUGAAGAUGCGACUACCAUAGCCAAACUAAUAGAUGAGUUAAUUACCAAGUUUGUUCCCAGCUGGAAACCGUGUGCAAAUAUUUGCUCUGAAACUCAAGAGGAUAAGACCUUCAUUCCUCCUUUCUUCCCUGAGCUUGUACUGUCAUCUCCCAUGGUGGCUGACGCUAGGAAAUCUCUGACACAUUUGGCCGACAUGGAAGAUCAAGACAACCAGCAGUCGAUUAUCUCGUGCGCAUCACUGGAUUACAUCCAUUCGACAACCUCAGGUUACAGCACUGGAAAAGGAUCAGAAUACGGCGACUUCGGCCACCCUGAAGGCGAAAAAGUGUUUAUCAGCGAACCAAUUGAUUCUGACACCGCAGUUUCCGUCUCGACUGUGAUAGAUUUUGCGAAACCGUCUCUAAUCUCCUCCUGCUCAGGAAUGUCUAAAGAUUUGAGUUUGUCGAGCUUUUCCUCGUUUUCUGUGGAAGAAAGAGAUCACCAUGAUGAACUGAAGCUGGAGAUUGAUGCUAUUGACUUGCAGUACCACCAGUGCCUUUGUGAACUCUCAAGAAUGAGAGAGGAAGCAAUAGAAAGUGUCAAGAAGAGGUGGAUGGCAAAGAAGAAAGCUUGUGCUAUUUGAAGCACAGCCCCCAAUUUCCCAAGGAUUUACAAUGUUUUCUUUUGGCAACAAUUGAAGAUUGUCUUAUUUUUUUAAUACUGACAUUUAUUCUUUACAUUCUAUCCAACCAAGUCCUAACUCCUAACUUCUGUUCUCACCCCACAGUCCUUUCAUUACAUAGUUUAGACAUAUUCAUUGCGUUGCAUUUGUUCCACAUUCUUCCCCAUGUGCAACUUUUUUAAACUCUAUAUUUUCCAUGUAUUCUUUCA
Momordica charantia (bitter melon) is the source of this 2599-nucleotide messenger RNA. Its product is annotated as putative serine/threonine-protein kinase WNK10. Lineage: Eukaryota; Viridiplantae; Streptophyta; Magnoliopsida; Cucurbitales; Cucurbitaceae. Gene Ontology annotation, molecular function: protein serine/threonine kinase activity; ATP binding. Gene Ontology annotation, biological process: protein phosphorylation. The record is from RefSeq and is a predicted model, not a curated record.